This is a messenger RNA of Pelagomonas calceolata, 969 nucleotides long. NCBI's taxonomy places the organism in Eukaryota, Pelagophyceae, Pelagomonadales, Pelagomonadaceae. The record is from the annotation of a GenBank genome assembly.
GCGGCCUGUAAGACACUAGGAAAGCCAAGCUCGACGGCGCGGGCCCACGGCACGCGAUAUACGGCUGGACGUAGCGCGAGAACUGCCAUACGUAGUCCCUAUUUGUCGCACCGCUCCUCGCUGCAGUCCUCACGCGGCUAGGGUGAGCACAGCUGCCGAGCCCUGCUGCCCAAGCCCGCCGCGCGAGUCCGAGCGCGAGCCAUGUACGCCCUCACCCAAUGCGACGCGCUGAAGCGCCGCGACAAUAAUGUACUAGCAUUCUCACCAACGGCGCGCGCCAUAGAAGCCUACACGCCGCGCGGCCGCCUCCUCCUGCAGGACCGCAAGCCGCCCUGGGAGCACCUGACGCCGAAGCAGCUGGUUAUUAGUGCUUGCCAGGCCGUCGUCGUCACGGCGGCGCCGGCGUUCAUCGCCGCGACGCCCGCGUACGACCCCGAGGGCGACGACGACGACGAGCUGCUAGAUUGGGACCGACUCUAUAGCGAGCUCGAGGGCUUCCGCGAGAAGUGUGCCUUGACGUUUGCGAGGUACCUGGCGUGCACGACGCUGAAACGGCGAUUAGAGGCCUGGUGCGUCUCGCGGCUCGAUCCGCGGACGGCCGACCGGCUGUUGAAAGAUGUGGCUUUAUCGGCGAAGCGGAAAGCCUUGAGGCACGGUCGCAUGGGCGCAGCUAGACGCAUGUGCCUGACGGAGAUGCGGUCGAAAGCGUUGGGCUACGGCGCGAAUCUCAUCGUCGAGGAAUGCUGUUUGUGCUACGUCUACCUGCGCGACCGAAGGAGGGACAAAAACGCGUUGGUAAAGCUGCAGCGGGCGUCUUCCACGGCCUUCCUAGGCUUCGCGGCGUCCUUCUCUCUAUCAUGUCUCGGUUCUGGUCUGGGGACGCUGGCCAAGCCGGGCUGGGGGACCGUGGUCGGAGGGGCUGCCGGCGACCUCGCGGGGCUCUUCGUCUUCUAAUUUUAUGUAGUAGAA